Messenger RNA from Microbotryum saponariae, 2179 nucleotides. The record is from the annotation of a GenBank genome assembly. Lineage: Eukaryota; Fungi; Basidiomycota; Microbotryomycetes; Microbotryales; Microbotryaceae.
AUGGGUCAAGCCGAAUCGCAACCUUCCGAAAAUCAAGACCCUUCUCUCCCCUCCCCCUCCCUCCCCACCUCGCGUUACGCGCCUCAGAACGCGACGAUCGCCCAAGUCGGCCUCGCGUUCCACGUCUUGCGCGUUGCGGAGAGGUCACCGGCGGACGAGAGCGGGGUCGAACCGUUCUUUGAUUUUGUGGUUGGGGUCAAUGGGAGACCUUUGGUAAGAUACCUUCAACUGGAGGCUGAGUCUGGUGUUGGGGCGGGGGUGUUCGAUGUGAAACAGCGCAGGAGCAGGAUUGAACGUGAUCGGUUGGUGGUGGAGCACGUGGACGCUGACUUACCCGAGUGGUUUUUUGGGUCAUGAUGAACAGGGUGAUGAUAUCGAUCUAUUAAUGCGCAUGUCGCAGCAAUUCGAAGAACGUCAGAUCUCGUUACAGCUUUAUAGUACCAAACGAAAGGAGCUAAGAGGUCAGUCGGCGCGACUAGAGGCCAGAAGAGGAUCCUGUUUCCCGGUCGGGGCUGAUCAACUGAUUCGAGCACUUUACUGCUUUGUGAAUGGUUCAAAAGAUGUCCCCAUCGUUCCUUCAAGAGCUUGGUCAUCGAACUUGAACAGAUCCGGUAGCAAGGGUGGCAACGCGGAUGGGGAAGGCGGGGAAGGCGGGGCUUCAUUGUUGGGCUUAUCGUUGAGGUUGUGUGAUCCGCAGCAUGCUUUGGACCAGGUGAGAUAAUAGGGAAGAUGCUCGUCAGGGAGACCGUAUCUUGGGGGGAAGUUGAUGUCCUUUUGCUGGGUCGGGUCGCUCUAGGUCUGGCAUGUGUUGGAGAUCCUCGAAGGUAGUCCGGCGCAGAGUGCUGGUCAGUCAGCGAUAACCCCUGAUUCAGGUCCGUGCUUAACAAUUACUGAUGCGUGCUUUCCUCAGGUCUUGUCCCGUUCGGCGAUUGGAUCAUCGCGUACUCGGGGGGGAUCCUCCGAGGUGAAGGCGACUUUUAUGAUGUCGUCGAAUCGGUUAGUCUCCCCUUGUUUCAUCCCGCUCAAGCAGAGCAGCAUCGCUGAUUCUACCCCUCUCGGGACAUCCCACCUCCAGCACGUCGACAAACCCCUCCGGCUUUUCGUCUACAAUGCCGACUACGAUGUCACGCGCGAAACGAUCCUGAUCCCCAAUCGAUCCUGGGGCGGCGAAGGUCUUCUCGGCUGCGGUGUAGGAUACGGCCUCCUGCAUCGGAUCCCCAAACCACAAGAUCGCGCACGAGGAGGAUCGACGAACGAUGCGGUGGUGGGUGAUGGGGACAUGCCGACGAGUCAUGGGAUGGCCGGGAUCGGAUUACUCUCUUCUCCUCCGACACCUCAAUCGACUAUAUCGACCUCACUCACGAGUCCGGGAGGGAGGAGCGCUCAUCCCAUCUCGCCCAUUCGUUAUGCGCCUCCACCUCCUCGAGCCCAGGCGAACCCUGCGUUACUGAAGAGUAUCUAUCCCUCUUCCAAUGGUGGCUUACAACACGCGCAAUUGAACAUGAGUGGUGGUGGAGGAGGGACGGCCCAUCGACCACAGGACUCGGUCGCGUCGACGACGUAUUCGGAUCUUUCACCUCCUCCUUCGACGACGAGGAGGAGGGAGACCCUCGUCGAAACGCCGACGAUCCCAGUUCCGAAGGCUUAUGGGAGUGAGGAGGAGAGCGGGUUCGAGGAUGGAGAGGACGACAAGGAGGAGGAUGCGGAAGGGGAGGACCAGGUUGAACGAUACGAUGAGAGGUAUGGGUCGUAUGCGACGGAAGGGGUACAGAUUAUCCCCAUUUCGCAUGAAGGGGAUGAAGGCGAAGAGGACGGGGAUUUUGUCGUUCAAACGAGGAGGACGUAUGGCGCGGAGAGGCCGGAGGAGGAUGAACUUGAGCAUGCGCUUGAGGAGGAGGAGGAGGAUGCGGGACCUGGGGAUGGCGGAGGUCAUUUCAUGGCCAGGGCUUUGGCGGCAAGAGCGAAUGCGGGGGGAGGGUUAAAUGUCAGGACGGAUUGGUCGAACAGUGGGAGAGGGGGACAGGAUUGGAGGGCGGGUGCGAGAAAUGAGCGGGGAGAUGGAGGUGGCGAUGAGGAUGAGCAGGAUCAAGGUCAGGGGCAGGCGUACCCGAUCCCGCCGAGUCCGUGGAAACCACCACCGAGCCCUGCGUUGAGGAUGGAAUCGACGAGUUAUGUGUAG